UCAAACGUCAUUUUUAAAAUAACCUCUGCAAGAUUUGUAAAUAUUACAAAAAUGUUUAGAUCCAUAAUAAAUAGGCUCAACAGUGUUCCAUCAUGUGGCUUUCACACGACCUCUUGUUUAAGCGAAGUGAGGCUGCUCACCCGGCUCAGAGUUGUGGACAAUUCGGAGAUCGGCAAACGCGCGAUGGCCGAGGGAAAACCUCCCAGAGUGAUCUGUGUUUACAACAAAAAACGUGUGGGCUUUAUUGGAGACAGAGUUAUGGUGGCUAUCAAGGGACAAAAGAAGAAAGGAAUCCUAGUAGGACUAAAGCAGAACCAAAAAGUUAAAGUACCAAAGUUUGACAGCAACAACAUAGUGCUGAUAGAUGACAACGGCACACCCCUCGGCACCAGGAUACAUGUGCCCAUCCCCACCAUCCUGAGGACUAUAUUAAAAGAAAGGACCCAUGCAAAAGGAGCUGACUAUACUAAACUGUUGGGUAUAGCCACAAGAUUUGUAUAGUUGUUAAUUAGGAUUUAGUUUUACCUAAGUAGUGCUAAUGUUUGUGAAUAAAGUUAUUUAAU
Molecule: messenger RNA, 563 nt
Organism: Maniola jurtina (meadow brown)
Lineage: Eukaryota; Metazoa; Arthropoda; Insecta; Lepidoptera; Nymphalidae
Gene: mRpL14
Product: 39S ribosomal protein L14, mitochondrial
Exons: 2
Coding region: 52-501 (149 amino acids)
Biological process (GO): translation
Cellular component (GO): ribosome; mitochondrion
Molecular function (GO): structural constituent of ribosome
Source: RefSeq, a predicted model, not a curated record